AUGGCGCCUCUUGGGAAAGCGACAUCGGCGCUGAUGGUGAGGGAAAGAGACUGGCAUUUCCUUUCCAUGGUCGCCCUGGGAGCUUCGGAUCGAAACAGUGCUCUCCGGGGCUUCUGCGAUGCUCCUGUAAUGCAGGACCUGAGGUUUGGAACCAAGGCAGACUGGGAGCUGGCAAACAAAAUAUGCUGUCACAACAAGAAAUAUGCGGAGCCUUCAGGCUACUUUAACAACGCAAACAUCAACUUGUUCGGGCAGUUCCAGCCCGAGGAGAAAUAUCACACCUUCUAUGACUCUGUGUGCGGCGUUCCCCUGUUCCGGGCUCCCAUCGGAAGGAGCAUGCAGGAGUGGUACAGUGAGAGCCUGGCACAUGGUUGGCCUUCGUUCAGAGAUGCUGAAGUGGUGCGGGAGAACGUUGUUGUCGAGCAAGAUGGUGAAGUGCGAUCGGUCUGCGGAACCCAUCUAGGCCACAAUCUCCCAGACAACAAGGGGUCGAGAUAUUGUAUCGAUCUCGUUUGCAUUGCCGGAAAGCCAGCACUCGGACCGAUACAAGAACCACAUUUCUCGAUGCGAGGCAAAGCGCAAGAGCUUGUAGAGACCCGAGUGAAGGCAGAUGUGUCGCUGUUGCCUUCAGGGAACUACUUUUUCAUGGGCAACAUCGUUGUCCUGCUCAUUGCUGUGAUUGCGAUCAUUCUGGGAUUGUUGAUCAUCAAUAGAACCAGGAGAAGGUCAAGGAUGUGA
This is a messenger RNA of Guillardia theta CCMP2712, 738 nucleotides long. RefSeq lists its product as hypothetical. Gene Ontology annotation, molecular function: peptide-methionine (R)-S-oxide reductase activity. The transcript has 13 exons. The record is from RefSeq and is a predicted model, not a curated record. NCBI's taxonomy places the organism in Eukaryota, Cryptophyceae, Pyrenomonadales, Geminigeraceae. Bases 1 to 738 code for a protein of 245 amino acids.